AUGUCCAGCGCACCGCUUCCUCCCCCUCGCCGAACGACUCCCUCAACCUCGGCUUCACCCUCUGCCGCACCUCCAGACGGCGAGAAGCAGGGAUGGAAGGCGCGGAUGAAGGCAAAGAGUUCGACAUGGGGAAUGAAGGCGUUUGAUAAGGCCAUCGUCAUCAGCGACAAGAUCGGCCCUUACGCAAACGACUGGACCGAGAAAGUCGGCGGCGAGCGUUGGUGGCCAACGUCUCACGACUUUGCCGAAGAAGUCCUCAAGUGCACGCGAAUUCUGCGCGCUUUCACUGUCGAUGGAGUCGAGCAAAAAGCCGAGCCGAAGACGGGAUUGAAAACGCAGGGAAAGGUGUUCGUGAAGAUCCCCGCGGCGGUCUUGCGCGAGGCAAAGGCGGUUUGCGUCUAUUCGUCGAUGCGGAGUGGGAUCGCUCCGCUCGGCGGUGCAGGCGGGUCAGGCCUCAUCGUCGCUCGCCUACCGGACGGGAGCUGGUCCGCACCCUCUUGUAUCGCACCAGCGACCAUCACGGGCGGCCUCAUGCUCGGCGUCGACAUCUUCGAGGCAGUCCUGGUCGUCAACACGGACGAAGCGUUGCAGACUUUCUACAGCCACAAGAUCACGCUCGGUGGACAGCUGGCUGUGACGGCAGGACCGUAUGGAGCGGGCGCGCUGGCGGACGCUGGGACGGAUCGCAAACCGGUCAUUUCGUACAUGCGCUCGAGGGGUGCGUACAUCGGUGCUGAGGCGGUCGCGUCGGCGUACUUGUGUCGCUUCGAUGAGAACGAACGGGAGUAUGGCUGUAAGGGUGUAACGCAGCGCGACAUCCUCACCGGCCACUUCCGUCCUACCGCAAGCGCUACACCGUUCUACGAAGCCCUACGAGACGCCGAGACCGGCUUUGCGCAACGACAGCACGGCGCGGAGUACGAGUUUGCCCAGCCUUUCGAGACGAAGGAUGCGGGUGCGACGCCUGUGACUGAUCAGGCAAUGGGCCAGGGAAUGCAGCAGGAGCAGGGGCAGGUGGGGAUGGGACGGGAGCAGGCAGAGGAGCUCAAGCAGGGUUCGACGCCGUCAUUGCCAGCUCGAGGAGAGGUUGGAGAACCCUCGACAGCUCCGCCUGUUCUGCCGCCUCGCUCGUCGUAG
Messenger RNA from Rhodotorula toruloides NP11, 1137 nucleotides. RefSeq names its product Ysc84 actin-binding domain protein. The record is from RefSeq and is a predicted model, not a curated record. The coding region runs from base 1 to 1137 and encodes 378 amino acids. The transcript is spliced from 3 exons. Gene Ontology annotation, molecular function: phosphatidylinositol binding. NCBI's taxonomy places the organism in Eukaryota, Fungi, Basidiomycota, Microbotryomycetes, Sporidiobolales, Sporidiobolaceae.